Molecule: messenger RNA, 903 nt
Organism: Tachyglossus aculeatus (Australian echidna)
Lineage: Eukaryota; Metazoa; Chordata; Mammalia; Monotremata; Tachyglossidae
Product: proline-rich protein 2-like
Exons: 4
Coding region: 1-903 (300 amino acids)
Source: RefSeq, a predicted model, not a curated record
AUGCCAACUGUGCGACCAGAUGAAUCCACGAGGGCCGAGGAGCUGAAGCGCCCCUGCCCGGCCCCUGCCCGGCCCCCGCCCGCGGCGGCCGCAGAGAACAUUCCGUGGUCACUUCAGCACGCAGACCUGGCGCGGCCCCGACCCUCCCAGCCGCGAUCAGGGAAAUCAGGAAUGUCCUGCCCUAAUGAAAAGCCGGUUCAUAGCGGUGGCGGCGGCGGCGGCGGCGGCGUGGGGGGGCCCGGCUCCCCCCGAGCAGCGCCUCCCUCCUCCGCCUCCGGGCCGGACAGGACAGAGCCGCGCUUGUGCCUCCUGCCCGCCCGCUCCGGCCCGCCGCGUCCCCUGAGCCCGGUACAUCCGCAGCCGGGGCCGGCCCGGCCGCACGGCCCCGCGGGCCCGGAGGGUCAAGGAGGGGCUGGAUGCUCUGCUGGCUCGGAGGACCGGCCCUCCGUGCUCUUCGGCCAGACGGACCUGCCGGCGGGGGCUCGCAGCCCCGGCACCCUCCUCUCCUCCCCGCCCCGCCCCAGCGCCCUCACAGUGACAACGGAGCGCGGGGGUCAGUCAGGGAGCCCUCCAGGAGCCGGGAUGGGCCGGGACCCCCAGUCCUUGGAUAAAUGGACGGCCCAGAAGUUCAGGACCCCUUUAGAGAGCCUACAAGGCUCCAACCAAGGACUCUGUCUCUGGCAGCAGCACCAGGACACCUGGAACCGGCCCCGACCCCUGCCUGGGGGCAACCAUCCAGGAGUGGCUGCUAGAGCAGCCGUCGAUGAGUUAAUCACUGCCAGCCCUGGCUGGGGGAGCCCGAGGCUGAGCACACCCCUGGCAAGGCCCCGCAGCUCUCCACACUGGCUGUCUCACCAGCAGGGGCCUCCAGCCAACCGGCACCUUAUCCCUAUCGCCUCAUAA